CUUUUCGUCGAGAUGGGUGAUGAAUUUGAUGGUUGUGAAUGUGUGUGGUCGCAUGAGUUGGCCAUGCAAAGAUUAUUGAAUUUCAUACGUCAAAAUCAAAAUGAGUGCACAGAUACAAAUUGUAUUGAUGUUUCAGGACGGUUACAGCAAACCACUCCAUCCACAGGAGGUGAAGAGAAUAAUUUUACCAUGAUGACUAUGGUUAUGAUCUUUGCAUUGAUUAUGUAUUUCAUUAGACCAGAGUCAAUUUUGAAGCUGACUAAUGGCAGCAACAAGCGUAGCGAUAGACCAGAUCGUGGCAAUGGUCCGCAACCACCUACACCGCCGGCGGUGAAUUAAUGAAAUGCAAUUAUUCCUGAUUUUUGUUUCUUUUCUUCGGUUCAUACAUAAAUAUAUAUAUAUAUUUAUAUAUAUAUAAUACACACGUAUAUGUAUUUGUAAGUAAGUUGGUACUAAUUCUAAUAAUAUUUUUAUUAUUAUAUGGUAAAAUUGGCAUUUUGAUAUGUAUACAUAUGUACGGAAUAAUUAGGAAAAAAUAAAGUUUGCAGCAUCAAACAGAA
This is a messenger RNA of Stomoxys calcitrans (stable fly), 560 nucleotides long. RefSeq names its product small integral membrane protein 14. NCBI's taxonomy places the organism in Eukaryota, Metazoa, Arthropoda, Insecta, Diptera, Muscidae. The transcript is spliced from 3 exons. The record is from RefSeq and is a predicted model, not a curated record. Gene Ontology annotation, cellular component: endoplasmic reticulum. The coding region runs from base 13 to 339 and encodes 108 amino acids.